This is a messenger RNA of Sclerotinia trifoliorum, 1106 nucleotides long. NCBI's taxonomy places the organism in Eukaryota, Fungi, Ascomycota, Leotiomycetes, Helotiales, Sclerotiniaceae. The record is from the annotation of a GenBank genome assembly.
GUUUUUUAUAAAGAGACGACCAGAUUCACUAAAAUCCCUUCAUUUCUCAGCCACACUUAGCUUGGCUGUCUUCUGACCCAAACGUCAUCCCAACCGGGCUAGCAACCUAAGUGUAAUGCCUAGGUAUACCCGCCUCUUCAAUACUUCAUCACCGCCCAACCUUGUAAAUAGCUGCACAACAACAACACCAGAUACCAUAGACCAAAAUUAAUCAUGAAACUUUCCAUCAAUCUCAUCAGUUUGCUUUUCUGCAGCACUUUUGUUGCUGCGGAGGGCUUGUCGUUCUUUGGAAAUGGUCAAAAAGUCCUCGAGGAUAAGGGAGGAGCCGUUCCUGGCAGCAAUCCUCUUACCUACUGCAAAGCCGACCAUUCUUCCGAUAUCCUAAAGCUCGAUCACGUCAAUUUGACUCCUAAUCCUCCAACUGCGUAUGCACAAUCUGUGAGGUCUUGGGAAAUGGCAACAAAGGCUAAUUAGAUAAUAGUGGGAAUAAACUUACCAUCGAGGCGGUCGGUACACUAUCAAAGAAGUUAGAGAAGGGUGCAUAUGUUAUCUUGCAGGUCAAAUAUGGCUUGAUAAGACUUAUCAAUAUGCAGCAGGAUCUGUGCGAUCAGGUAUCCAACGUCGAUUUGGAUUGCCCGAUUGAUGAGGGAAAGAUCACGAUUACAAAGGAUGUUAACCUGCCAGAGCAGAUUCCUCCUGUAAGUCCCUAACGUGCCUUCUAUUUCCUUUUCUUCUCUGACUCGUAUAUUAGGGAACUUACACCGUCUUCGCCGAUGCGUAUUCCAAGGAUGGCAAGGAGCAUAUCAUUUGUUUAGAAGCGACUGUUACGUUUACUCGUUAGACAAACCCCGUACUAGGAUGGCGGCACAAUACUCUCAUAUUGUACUAAGGAUUUCGCAAAGAGCAGAGAUUUACACAUGGACUUGUUGAGAUAAUGGAUGAUGAGGAAGUUCUCUUUCUGGGGCACGCUGUACCUGGACAGAUAUCUCUGAUCCCGGAGCUUUUGAUUUGCGUUUUGGUGCGCUGUUUUACGAGAACUGAUUAUACGAGAAUAAACGAAUGCAUUAAUACGGGAACCGUUGUUUUGGCCCUCCAGUUAUCAAUUG